AUGUUUCGUAUGCUUCAGGCGCUGGAACGGGAGCCUCAGGAGGACAUCGCGCAGAUGUACGACAUCUCGCCGGCGCCCACCGGACGCAUGCCGUUCGGCACCGAGAACGGGGACCACCGGAGCGGCGGCGGCAGCGGCGCCGGUGGAGUGGGCGUCGGGGGCGGCGUGUCGUCGACCGGCAAACGGGAUAACCCGCACAAAUACCUGCUCUAUAAGCCCACGUUCAGCCAGUUCUUUGUGUUCCUGGCCUCCGGGUUCAAGGAGUUGCCGGCAAACGGUGUGCUAUUACUGUAUCUGUCGGCCGACGGCUGCUUCGUCAACAACAAACACCCGGACGACGUUGGCUACGACUACGGCGGCGUCAUAACGAACACGAAGUCGAGGGACCAGUCGCUGGCCGACCAGAACAAGCGUCAGAUGGUGUCGAAG
This is a messenger RNA of Oppiella nova, 429 nucleotides long. Lineage: Eukaryota; Metazoa; Arthropoda; Arachnida; Sarcoptiformes; Oppiidae. The record is from the annotation of a GenBank genome assembly.